AUGUGUACUGGUCAAGAGAGGCACUUAUCCCUGUCUCUUCGAUUAUGUGCACUGCAGUUCCUGCUGACUAUCCUAAGAAGAUUCUUAAGAGUAUUCAGAGGAAAGGAUUGGUACUUGGUGCACUUGUCACUGACUGUGACAGAUGUGAAUGACAACGUACCCCAGUGGGCCAUGGAGCCGUUUCCCUAUUUGGCUGUGGUGUCCCCUGAAGCUGUGGGUGGUACUGAAGUGUACAAGCUGUUUGCUGUGGAUGCAGAUGAAGGGAUCCAUGGAACUGUAGAAUAUUUUCUCUUGGAAGGUGGUGAAGACAGAUUUGAAGUUGAGAAGGACACUGGCUGGAUUAAAACGACAGGUUUGCCAUUGGUGAGGGAUAAGGAGUAUUUACUGACUGUACUAGCAGCAGAUAAACUUGGAAGCAGAGGGUCUCCUGCCUCUGUUUCUGUAAUUGCUGGAUUUCGACCGCCGCAGUUCACCAACACAUCAUACUUUGUUCAUGUUCCUGAGAGUACGCCACAAGGAAAAGUCUUUCUUACAGUCACUGCUAUAUCAUACCAGAAGAAAUCCCUGAGCUACAGUUUAUUAACUAAUCCUAGUGGUCUGUUCAGUAUUGAUCCGGCAACAGGCGAUAUCUGUUUAACUCAGGGUGUGGAUUAUGAGAGUGACCAACACCGGUAUCUUCUUUUGGUCAGAGCAGAGGAAAAUGAGGAAGAGCUCAGUAGUGCAGCUGAGGUUUUGGUCAUUAUCACAGAUGUGAAUGAUUGUGCCCCUGAAUUUCAUCAGUCAAUUUACAGCAAAGUUGGUGUACCUGAAACAGUCACUAAGACAACUGCACUUCUACAAGUGACAGCCACUGACUGCGAUUCAAAAGAGAAUGCCGAAAUACUGUAUUACACUUUGAGUCAAGACUUCAGUAUUACUUCUUAUGGUACUAUUUUUCCAGCAACACGCUUAGACUAUGAGCGACCUGACCAUCUUUAUGAGUUCAUAAUUAUGGCUGUAGAUAAAGGGGAAGAGCCGAGGACUGGGACAGCAACUGUUAGGAUCCAUGUUUCAAAUGUCAAUGAUGAAGCACCUAGGUUUUCCCAGACAACCUACAGGAGUUUUGUUUCUGAAGAUGCAGGCCCGAACACGCUGAUUGCUACAGUUAAUGCUGUUGACCCUGAUGGGGACGGGGUGACAUACGGUAUUCUGUCUGGGAAUCAGAAUGGAAACUUUGUUAUUGACCCUAAGAAAGGGCUAGUUAGACUUCGCUCAAGUCCAUUUCCUAAGCUGCAGGGCACAGAAUAUGUACUUAAUGUCACAGCUACUGACGAUAACGCCUCUGGAGGGCCCCAUUCUCUUACAAGUACUGCCCAGGUUGUUGUGAAAAUUGAUGAUGUCAACAAUAACAAACCUGUCUUUCAGAAGUGCCAGUAUUAUCGGGAACAUGCUUCUGUAUUGGAAAACCAGCCUUCAGGGACAGUUGUACUGCAGGUUGAAGCCACUGAUGCUGAUGAAGGAGCCAAUGGUAUAGUGAAAUAUGGCUUGAUGCACAGAGGAAGUGUCCUACCAGCAUUUAAUAUUCAUCCCGACACAGGAGUUCUGACAACUGCUCAGGUAUUUGAUCGAGAAAAACAGAGGGAAUAUCCUAUCACUGUGACAGCAACAGAUCAGGCAGCGGAACCGCUCAUUGGAAUAUGUCAGAUAAAUAUUAUCAUCCUGGACCAAAAUGACAAUGAUCCCAGAUUUGAAAACACCCAUUAUGAAUAUUUCCUGAGAGAGGACACAAGAGUUGGGACCAGCUUUCUUCAUGUUGCAGCCCAUGAUGAUGACUACAGCUCAAAUGCUGCCAUUUUGUAUUCGAUAGCAAAUGAAGAACCAAAUUAUUUACAAAUUGAUCCUACUACAGGCUGGGUGUUUGUGAACCAACCCAUAUCUCAGAGGUCAUCUAUAAUUCGAGAGAUUAUUGCUACAGAUGGAGGUAAUAGGAGCAGUAAAGUUGAACUUGUGGUAACUAUUACCAGUGCAAAAAACCAGCCUCCACAGUGGGAAAGAGACAGCUAUGAAGUUGUUAUUCCAGAGAAUACUACACGAGAUACAUCAGUUUUGAAAAUCAAAGCAGCUUCUCCCCUUGGUGAUCCCCGUUUGACUUAUAACCUAGAAGAGGGACUUGUUCCAGAAACCAACAUGCCAGUUCGUUUCUACUUGACUCCAAACAGACAUGAUGGUUCUGCAUCAAUCCUGGUAGCUGAGCCAUUAGAUUAUGAAACAACAAAGAACUUUCUGCUGAGAGUUCGAGCACAGAAUGUUGCUGCAGUUCCUCUGGCAGCAUUCACUACAGUCUAUAUUAAUUUAACAGAUGUCAAUGACAAUGUCCCAUUCUUCACUUCAUCUAUUUAUGACGCCUCAGUAACAGAGGGAGCUGAUAUUGGGACAUUCAUCAUUCAGGUCUCUGCCACUGACCUUGACCUUGGUCAGAAUGGUGAGGUAACUUACUCCCUGCUACAUGACAGUGGCAGAGACUACACAUAUUUUCACUUGGACUCACAGACAGGCUCAAUAUACACUGCCUCAGUGUUUGAUAGAGAGAAGAAGGGGUCCUAUCUUCUAGAAGUCAAGUCAAUAGAUGGCUCUGAAUCAGCUCGACCUGGAAGACAUGGGAAGCCAAACUCUGACACAACCUACGUGCGCAUUUUUAUCACUGAUGUGAAUGAUAACAAACCUGUCUUCACUCAAAGUGUCUAUGAAGUAAAUGUGGAUGAAGACCAAGAUGUGGGCUCAACUAUCAUUACAGUCAGUGCUAAUGAUGAAGAUGAAGGAACAAAUGCUAAAUUACGGUAUCAGAUCACAGCUGGAAACCCAGGAGCAGUUCUUGAUGUAGAACCAGAAACAGGAGCCAUUUUUAUUGCCCAGCCACUGGAUUAUGAAGAAACAAAAAUGUAUGAGAUUCACUUGUUGGCCUCUGAUGGGAAAUGGGAAGAUUAUGCAGUUAUCAUCAUCAAUGUAAUGAAUAAAAAUGAUGAGACUCCAGUUUUCUCUAUCAAUGAAUACUACGGAAGUAUAAUUGAGGAACUGGCUGUGUUACCAGUCUUUGUACUUCAGGUUAUGGCAAAUGAUCCUGAUAGUAAUGUGGAUGAAGGAGAUUUGAGAUACUCAUUGCAUGGACACGGUGCAGCUGAUAUUUUCACAAUAGAUGAGAGAACGGGCAGCAUUUACUCACACAAGAUGCUGGAUCGCGAAGAGAGAGCACUGUGGAGAUUUGUGGUAUUGGCUACUGAUGAAGGUGGAGAAGGACUUACAGGAUUUGCUGAUGUAAUUAUUAACGUGUGGGAUAUAAAUGACAAUGCCCCCAUAUUCACAUGCAUGCCUGAUGAUUGCAAUGGGACUGUCUUUGAAAAUUCUCCUGCAAACACAUUAGUCAUGGAAAUGAACGCAGUUGAUCGUGAUGAUCCUAAUGUAGGUCUUAAUGCUGUCCUGACUUACAGGAUAACAGAGAAUGUAAAAAAUGAGUUUGGUACUGACAUGUUUAACAUCAAUCCCAGUACUGGUACAAUCCAUGUAGCAAGGGGAAUGCUGGACAGAGAAAGGACUGAAAAAUAUUUUCUUACUGUUGAAGCAAGAGAUGGAGGAGGGCUAACAGGAACUGGCACGGCCACUAUCUGGAUUGCAGAUGUCAAUGAUCAUGUACCAAAAUUCACAAAAAAGGUGUGGCAAGCAAUAAUUGCUGAAAACAGUCCUGUCGACUCAGAAGUUCUGCAAGUGUGUGCUAUGGAUCCAGAUGUUGGGGAAAAUGCUGACUUAAUAUUCAGUAUCAUCGGGGGAGACCCCGAUCAGAAGUUUUAUAUUGGGAAUGAUGAAGAAUGGCAAUGUGCCACUAUUCGACUGAAAAAAAAAUUGGAUUUUGAGAAUGCACAUGAAAGACAGUUUAAUCUUACUGUUACAGUGGAAGAUCUCGAUUUUUCUAGUAUUGCAGUGUGUUUGAUUGAAGUUGAAGACUCUAAUGACCACAGCCCAGUUUUCCUUUCUCAGUUUAUUCAGGCAAGCCCUGUCUUUGAAAAUGUGCCUGUAGGUACUACAGUAUCCACAGUGAGAGCUACAGACAAGGAUUCAGGUUUGAAUGGGAACAUUAUGUAUUCUAUAAAGUCAGAUUCAGAUCCUUUGAGAUGGUUUGUGGUUGACCAAUAUGGUCAUGUCAUUGUGGCAAAUACACUAGAUCGUGAAGUCAUUCAAAAGUACAACAUAAUUGUAGAAGCUUCAGAUCAAGGGACACCUGCCCACACUGGAAGUGUCACAGUUUUGAUUAACUUGCUUGACGUUAAUGACAACGGACCGAGGUUUGAGGCACCAUACAUGCCUGUAGUUUGGGAAAAUAUACAGAGGCCUGAAAUAGUGUAUAUGAACCAUACAUCAAAACUGCUUCAUGCAUCUGAUCCGGACAGUGAGGAAAAUGGGCCACCUUUUACAUUUUCAUUGCCACCAGAUUAUCAGGAUUCUUUGGAUUUUUCUCUUACUGACAACAGAAAUAACACAGCAACCGUAACUGCUUUGAGGUCCUUUGACAGAGAAAAGCAGAAGGUGUUUCAUCUGCCAAUAGUUAUAACAGAUGGUGGGAUUCCAGCUAUGAGCUCUACAAACACCCUAACUAUAACAAUUGGUGAUGAAAAUGACAACUGCCAUGAAUCUGGACAUAAGGAAGUCUAUGUGUACAGUUACAAAG
This is a messenger RNA of Antrostomus carolinensis (chuck-will's-widow), 4696 nucleotides long. Its product is annotated as neural-cadherin. Gene Ontology annotation, cellular component: plasma membrane. NCBI's taxonomy places the organism in Eukaryota, Metazoa, Chordata, Aves, Caprimulgiformes, Caprimulgidae. Gene Ontology annotation, molecular function: calcium ion binding. Gene Ontology annotation, biological process: homophilic cell-cell adhesion. The transcript is spliced from 18 exons. The record is from RefSeq and is a predicted model, not a curated record. The annotation marks the transcript as partial.